This is a messenger RNA of Adineta ricciae, 1773 nucleotides long. Lineage: Eukaryota; Metazoa; Rotifera; Eurotatoria; Adinetida; Adinetidae. The record is from the annotation of a GenBank genome assembly.
AUGAUGGCGAUUAAACAACAAACGUGGAGUUUUAUUGCGUUCAUCUGUAUUCUUAAUAUCCGAAUAACAUUUGAAAUAGAAGCUGAAAUUGAUUACUAUCGAUAUUUACAACAAUUUGGUUAUACGCCAAACGUUGAAGGUCGACGGUUAUUCAGUAUUUUGGCUAAAUCAUCUUAUACAGAAGGAAUUCUUAAAUUACAACGUCUUUACAAAUUGCCAGAAACUGGUCAAUUCGAUGAAAUAACGACAAAUUUUAUGCGAAAAUCGCGCUGUGGUAAUCCUGAUCUCGGCACCUAUGACUCAAUCGGGCGUCCUGUGAACAUCGAUGUACCUGAACAAAUAUCCGCCAACAAUGUUCAAAGUCGAUCAGGUAACGCAAAAAGUCCGGUACAUUCGUCAGCGCAAACAUCUAUUUGGCCAAAAAAACACUUAAGAUGGUACGUAGAAGAAUAUCCUACAAAACAACAGUUUAUCCCAUCUAAUGAACAAAUUCGUCGUAUAUUUCACCAAUCGUUUGCUGAUUGGCAAAAAUAUUCCGGAUUAACCUUUGAAAUGACCACAUUAAAAGAUAUGGCCGACAUCAAAAUCCAAUUUCGUUCUUUAAAUCACUCAGAUGGUUAUCCAUUCGAUGGACCGGGAAAAACCUUAGCACAUGCAUUCUAUCCUACAAGUGGCGACAUACAUUUUGAUGAUGAUGAAUCUUUCACCGACAAGUAUACGAAUAAUCACGAAGAAUAUACGCUAAGACUGAUCGCCGCACAUGAAAUCGGACAUGCGCUAGGCUUAUCACAUUCAUUCGAUCAAGAUUCAUUAAUGUAUCCUAUCUAUCAACAGUUUAAUGCAAGCUAUGAAUUGUCUAUUGAUGACCAACAAAGUAUUCAAGCUCUAUACGGCGCACCACAAAUUCAGCUGAAGCCAACAUUACCAACGUUCGUCACAUCAAAGCACUCAUCUGAUAUUAUACCUAGUGACAAUUGGUGCUCAGGUCAAUUCCAAACGGGUUGCGAAGGACCAGAUGGAGAACUCUACCUCUUUCGAGAGAAUCAAGUAUGGCGAUAUCAGGCAAAGAAAAGACGAUCAUGGGAUCCUCAGCCACGGUUAAUCAGCGAACGUUUUCCAUUGUUAACUGACGCAACGAUUACCGCGUGCGUAAAAUCAUCCCUUGGCUACACAUAUUUAUUUCGAAACUAUCGAAUGUGGAAAGUGAAAACGCAUUGGGCUAUCGAUGGACCUCAUAUCCUAUACGGCAAACACUAUCCACAAAAUCCACGUAUUGCUCUCCUACAUCAAAAUUCGAUUUAUUUGAUACGGAAUCGUCUGAUCUAUCGAUUGAACGAAUACGAUCAUAAUCGAGAAUUAGAAAUUCGUACAAUCGAUUCAAUACUCUAUCCACCACCGGAAGAAUUUAUUCGAUCGGGCUUCACGUAUUCAAAACAUCAUUAUAUCUUCACAAAAAGAUUAGUUUAUGUCUAUGACUCUACAUAUGGAAAUCUUCUACCAGGUUAUCCGAAAUCUAUUACAAAUGGUUGGUUUGCAUGCGAAGGCGCGUCUGAAUCACCAAAUUGGAAGAAAAAAAUGACUUCAACGAUGCGGACAUCACCAUCAAAUUCGUAUCGAAAACACGAUCAUGAAGACGAUGAGUACGCUCAUCCUUUUCACCAUCAUCACCACCAUUCACGCCACUAUCACCAUCAUAAUCGAUUUCGUCGACCAUGGUUCGAACAUCGACCACCUUCUCCUCCUCCUGAGUAUCGCCGUCGAUGGCAAGAUUGA